AUGGCUGAGCUGCUCUCUCUGGAAGGAGCUGUGCGGCUCCCGGUGGCUGCUCCCCGUUUGGGGCAGCCCGGCUCCCACCUGGUGCUGCGGGCGCUGCCAGGGCUGGGGGGUGCCUCGGAGUUAAUAGAUGGAAGCAGCGAGAUCUGUUCUGUGUUUCAGUACAAUGGCGUGUGCUUGCAAGGCCCCAGCGGCGUUCCGGGACGGGAUGGAAACCCGGGAGCCAACGGGAUCCCCGGGACACCUGGGAUCCCGGGACGGGACGGGCUGAAGGGGGAGAAGGGCGAGUGCAUGCGUGAGAGCAUCGAGGAGUCCUGGACACCCAACUUCAAGCAGUGUUCGUGGAGCGCGCUUAAUUACGGCAUCGAUCUUGGGAAAAUAGCGGAAUGUACAUUCACAAAGAUGCGCUCGAACAGCGCUCUCCGCGUUCUCUUCAGUGGAUCACUUCGGCUAAAGUGCAAAAACGCCUGUUGUCAGCGCUGGUACUUUACUUUUAAUGGGGCAGAAUGUGCUGGGCCACUUCCUAUUGAAGCCAUAAUAUAUUUAGAUCAAGGAAGCCCGGAGCUGAAUUCGACUAUUAACAUACACCGAACUUCUUCAGUGGAAGGUCUGUGUGAAGGGAUCAACGCGGGCUUGGUGGAUAUCGCCAUCUGGGUCGGGACUUGCUCAGAUUAUCCACGGGGAGAUGCUUCUACUGGAUGGAAUUCAGUCUCCCGAAUCAUCAUUGAAGAACUGCCAAAAUAACUUUCCCUCCCUUUUUAUAAUCUCUCCCUAUUUUUUUUUAUUUUGUACAAUUUUCUUCAGAAUUUAUUUCUAUAGAGUUGGAUGCAAGUAUUUGACUGAAAGGCACCAAACUCUUGCAUCUGUAGUCUUUGUCUAGCCUUUUUUUGCACAUUGCGGAGGCUUUUUAUAAUAAUCAUUUUAGAAUAUAAAUAUCAAACCCAAGUUCAUUAACUUUUUUAAUUCCUUGUUUGAUGUAUGAAAAUAUACCACCACCAUUUUAAGAAUUAACUGUAACUUUUUGUAUCAAAUAAAUAAGACCUUUUACAAAAAAAAAGAA
Messenger RNA from Tauraco erythrolophus (red-crested turaco), 1057 nucleotides. Lineage: Eukaryota; Metazoa; Chordata; Aves; Musophagiformes; Musophagidae. The record is from RefSeq and is a predicted model, not a curated record.